UUCUCAUUUUACAUUCAGUCGGAUACAUUAAUUGGCCCGGUGCAGAUCGGCCGAUCGUCGUCCCCCGGUUUUUUCCCAUUUAGUAGCAGAGCAGCAUCACCGCAUCCGCCUCACAAAAUUCUUCCUUCCCAAACGUUUGUGUGACAUUCGGUUGUAUUGUGUGUGUAGUAGUAUACCUUGAAGUGAAGUUUGUUGCGGGGUUUUUUGCGGUAAACCCAACAGAGAGCAUCGAUCAAGCGGAAGGACAGACAAUGCGACAGCUAUUGCUGAUCUGUGCGCUGGCCUGUGCCGUCGGCGGUGUGCUAAGUGCUUCGUUGACGCGCGUCGGCCGCGAGAAUGAGCAGGUGGCCGAGCAGGUCGCAGUGGUCCCGCAGGCCGAGGACGUGCAGGUGGCCGAGCCGGCCGAGCUGAAGCGCGCGGAGAUUCCGGUCGCCGUCGAGGAAGCGGCCGCUCCGGUAGAGAAGACGGUCGAGCCGGUCGAGUCCGAGCGGCUGGCCGAGCCGGUGGCCGACGUGGCCGAACCGGUGGCCGUCGUCGCCGAUGCCGUUGCCGAUGCUGCCGUCCCGGAGGCUGCGGUCGUGCAGGCCGUCGAGGAGGCCGUGGUGGCCGCCGAACAGCAGCAGGCAAAGCUCGCCGUCGAGGAGGCUGCUCCGGCGGUCGCCGAGCAGGAGCCGGCGGCCGUUGAGUCGCUGCGCACCGUUGAGACCGUGCCGGAGGUGGCCGAGCCCGUCGUUGCGGUGGUGGAGAACGCUGCCGCACCGGUCGAGGAGUCGGUGCAGGUCGUCGAGCCGGUUGAGUCGCUGCGCAGUGUCGCUCCGGUGGCGGAGGUGGCCGAGCCCGUCGCGGUCGUUGUCGCUGAGGAGGAAAAGAAGCCCGAAGUGGAGGUCCCCGCUGUGCCCGCCGUCAAGACCGUCGCUGAGGUGAUCCUGGACAAGGCUGAGGAGAAGGUGGUUGCUGUUGAGGAGCCAGCGGCGGUGAAGGAAACGGAAGUGGCCCCGGUUGAGUCGCUCAAGUCGGUCGAGCCGGUGGUUGAGGUGGCCGAGCCGGUCGCUGUGGUGGUCCCGAUCGCUGAGGUGGCCGAGAAGCAGGUGGCCGUGGAACAGGUGGUGCCGCAGCUCAAGUCCGUCCUGCCCGUCGUUGCGGUCGAAGAAUCCGUUAAGGUCGUCCCGGAGGUCGUCGUCGCCGAGGAGAAGCCGGAAGUGGCCGCCGUUGAGCAGGAAGUGGCCCCGGUCGAGUCGCUGCGCACUGUUGCCGUCCCGGAGGUUGCCGAGGCGGUCGAGAAGGUCGUUCCCGAGGUUGUUGCUGUGGUCGAGCCGGUGGAGGAGAAGGUUGUCGCUCCGGUUGAGUCGCUCCGUUCGGUCGCCCCGGUCGUGCCGGUGGAAGAGCCCGCCGCUGUCGAUGUGGUCGCCGUUGCCGCCGAGGAAAAGGUUGUGGAAGCCGUCGAGGAGAAGGUCGUCGCUCCGGUUGAGUCGCUCCGCCAGGCUGCCCCCGUUGAGACUGUAAACGAGCCGGUCGCGGUCGUGCUGGAGGAGGCCAAGAAGGAGCAGGUUGCUGCCGUCGCCGAGCCGGAAGCCGCCGUUGCGCCCGCCGUCAAGGCCGUCGUCGUGCCGGAAGUGGUGGAGAACGUGGAGAAGCAGGAAGCUCCGGUUGCGGUGGAGGAGCCGGCCGGUGUCGUCAAGUCCGUCCCGAUCGCUGAGGAUCUCGUGCCGGUGAAGGAGGUGGAGGCGGAGCCGCACCAGGCGCUGCGCGGUAACGAGGUGCGCCAGGAGACCGGCGGCAGCUCGACCACCCGCCCCAACCUGCUGCAGCAGAUCAUCCAGCCGGUGCAGGGCUUCAUCCAGGCGACCCCGCUCGGCCAGGUGCUGAACCGCCCGUCCAACACGCCCGCCGCUGCCCCUGCCGCCGAGAACGGUGCCGAGGUGGCCCAGGAUGAGGCGGCCCCGGCCCCGACGACUGGCGCUCCCAAUCUGGUCCAGCAGCUCGCCCAGAACGUGCAGAACUUCUUCAACCCGAACGCGGCCAACGCCAACGCGGAGGCAGAGUCCACCACCCGUCCCAACAUCAUCCAGCAGGUGCAGAAUGCGGUCGGCUCGGUGUUCAACCGACCGGCGACCAACUCGGAGCAGCAGCAGCAGCAGCAGCCGAACCCGAUCCAGAACAUCGUGCAGGGCGUGCAGAACUUCUUCCGGCCAAGCACGGCUGCCCCGGCCACCCAGUCCGAGGGUGCGGCCAACGCACCCGCCGAUACGCCCCAGGACACGCCAGCCGCUUAAGCCACAAACACAACAUAACACUCACGCACACACACACAAAAGCCAUAUUCAGACACGCAAAAAAGAACGCUAGAGCGAGAGGGAGGGAGAGAUGCACAGUGCACAAGUGAGCGCGGGGCAAGGCGCGUCAAGUGUUGAUUCCUUUCUUUUUCUAAGGAAUGUAACUACUUGCACUGCACCCCGUCCCCUGAGUAGGGGUUCGUCGCUUCCCUUUUUAAGACUUUUCUUUUUUUCCAUUUUAAAACGCAACAAAACAGCAGCAUAAGAACGCCGUUCGAAGAAAACUGCAAAAA
Messenger RNA from Anopheles arabiensis, 2566 nucleotides. It is a transcript of the gene ImpE2, whose product is annotated as calphotin. Lineage: Eukaryota; Metazoa; Arthropoda; Insecta; Diptera; Culicidae. The coding region runs from base 252 to 2273 and encodes 673 amino acids. The record is from RefSeq and is a predicted model, not a curated record. The transcript has a single exon.